CAGCCAAUAGCAGGAAGCAGUUGGGUGGUUGGUCCUUGCUGUGGCUGCGCCCGGGACCAGCGCUGUGGUUGAACACCGGGGAGUGCAGAGUGCGUGCCCGUUAGUUACUUAGCCAAUAAGAGAGGGGCCGAUGGGCAAGCCGGCGGCCAGCGGUCACUGCAGCGCCAGGCCCGAACGUGCUUCCUCUAUGGCUGGACCAGACCUUUAACAGUCAUGGCGGGGCUAAUCGGGUCAGGCCAGAGAUGCUCCCUGCGUUGUGAUCGCCGAGGAAAUCCAAGUCCGCGUAGAGAAACCGCCGCCCUCGGUAAGCGGCCUGGACCAAGGGAGGUAGCGCUCCCGUUAGUCAGAGAGCCAAUCAGAGUGGAACAAGCCAAGCCAACGACCAAUAGCCACCCCGCCUCGUGGCCAAACGUAUUUCUCCUCUGAUUGGGCGGUGUCCGUGCCAAUCACAGCGGGAGCCACGGAAUCUCGGCCAGUAGCAAGAAGCGCCUGGUUCCGAUUUGCGGCGCCGGGUCCACGCGGUGCUUGCGAUCGAGGUCGGCGCUUGGGGUGGGAUGUGUGUGUGUGGGGGGGAUCAUCACCUCCCCUUAAGCCAAACCCUCGAGCGGGCCGGCGUCGCGCGCGCUGCUCAGCCAGAGAGCCAAUCAGAGUUGGGCAAGCCCGUGGCCACUGCGGCUGGAGGCCGAACUGUUUCCUCUGUGAUUGGGCGAGCCUCCUGACAAUCAGGGCGGAGCCAGCGGAGGCUCGGCCAAUAGCAGGAGGCGGCCGGGUCAGCCCUGCGACGAACUGUAGGCGCGGUGGUCGUGAGAGUGUCGGGAGGCAGCACACCCGGCAUCCUACCUGCGCGCAGGCCCUCGGCGUCUAGCGCCCGCCGGCGGCCCAUCUCGUCAUGUCAGGCCCCGCUUGGAUUUAGUUCUUCAGGCCUCCGCCCACCCGCCCACCCGAAGCCGCGCCCACCGCCCAGAGCCAGAGGGAUGGUGGUUGUCACCGGGCGGGAGCCAGACAGCCGUCACUCGGACGGUGCCAUGUCCAGCUCCGAAGCCGAAGACGACUUCCUGGAGCCGGCCACUCCUACGGCCACGCAGGCGGGCCACGGGCUGCCCCUGCUGCCCCAGGAGUUUCCUGAGGUCGUCCCCCUUAACAUUGGAGGGGCUCACUUUACCACGCGCCUGUCUACCCUGCGGCGCUAUGAAGACACCAUGUUGGCUGCCAUGUUCAGCGGGCGACAUUACAUCCCUACAGACUCCGAGGGCCGGUACUUCAUUGACCGAGAUGGCACACACUUCGGAGAUGUGCUGAACUUCCUGCGUUCGGGGGACCUGCCACCCCGGGAGCAUGUACGAGCUGUGCACAAAGAGGCCCAGUACUAUGCCAUUGGGCCCCUCUUGGAGCAGCUGGAGAACAUGCAGCCACUGAAGGGCGAGAAGGUGCGCCAGGCCUUUCUGGGGCUCAUGCCCUAUUACAAAGACCAUUUGGAGCGGAUCGUGGAGAUUGCCCGGCUGCGCGCAGUCCAGCGGAAGGCCCGCUUUGCCAAGCUCAAAGUCUGUGUCUUCAAGGAAGAGAUGCCCAUCACCCCCUAUGAGUGUCCACUCCUCAACUCCCUGCGCUUUGAGCGGAGCGAGAGUGACGGACAGCUUUUUGAGCAUCACUGUGAAGUGGACGUGUCUUUCGGGCCCUGGGAGGCGGUGGCUGACGUGUAUGACCUGUUGCACUGUCUGGUCACGGACCUGUCAGCCCAGGGCCUCACAGUGGACCACCAGUGCAUCGGGGUGUGCGACAAGCACCUUGUCAACCACUACUACUGCAAACGCCCCAUCUAUGAGUUCAAAAUCACAUGGUGGUGAGCAGUCCUGCUAGGCAAGAGCCCCGUGAAGGAGGCUGUCCGUCAGUCCUCUCGGGUGGCUCUGGGAGUCUGAUCCCCAGAGGAGCUGCUGACUGUCCCAGAACCUGCUGAGGUGAGGACAGAGUGUGCUGAGGCACAGAUGCAAAGGCUCGGGUGCUGCUGCGGUCUCCCUGGCUCGGCGACCUUGGGGACUCAGUCUGCUCUCACCCGGUCUUUUCCUGGAGGCAUGGCGGCAGUCUUCACUGGAGGCCACGGGACCUAGUGAGGACGUUACUGGGAGUCCAGAGAGGUUUGAUACCUUCUUGAUACUAUGCAGGAGUGCUUCUGCCCAUGUUAGAGCCAUGUCAUCAUUUUCUCGAACAUUCCUGUGCCCGGUGUGUUAGUCGGAAUAAGGAGUGCGGUAGGGAUUUACCCAAGUAUCACCCUGUAGCCCUGGCCAAAGAAGAGAGAGUCCCCUCCCUCCCAGUGUGCUUCUUGCUCUUCUGGUGACUGAAGCACCUUGUCUUAGAUGUGGAAAGAUAUAUCCUGUGCUCCCAGACCAUGCCUGUCACCUUCUCUUUGAGAUUAACCACAGCUGCCAAAGCCAUGUACCAGUUGGGCCUUAGAAAACAAAAAACCCACAGUGUUUACAGCCCUGCCCUGGGGCUUUGGCUUUACCUUCCUUGCACAGUCUCAGAGGACUGACGAUUCCCCAAGUCAGGCAGACACGGAGUCUAGUUCUCGGGGGUCCAGACCACGGCUGGCUGGCAAGUCUUGUGUUAGGAUCCAGUGUGGUGAACCUGCACAAGGGACGACACCCUCUUUCUUUGGUAUUGUUUCUUCAGGGUUGGGGGUGAGGAACCUCAGUCGUGGGUUGGAGGCACAGCCAUCCUUGGGGCUGAAGGUGAUGGAAGUAGACUUACGUGUGCUACUUCCUGUUUCGGAGAGAGAGAACCGUCCACAAUAAUUUUUCUCUUCAGUCAGGGUGCAACAUGGAUCCCCUAAAGAGAGAGUUGUGUAGCUCUCCUCUGAGAGCAUUGCAUGUCCAGGCUGCACAAUGGGUAAUCAUGGGUAUCCUUGACCAUUCCUGGAUAGUAUUUUUUUUUAAUUCAACUUUUUCUUUAAUGUAAGGAAUUGUUAAGGGCAGCACCACCAAUAUCAGUCCUGUAGGAUCAGAGUGGUCCAGUGAGGCACUUGGGGGUUAAGAGCAACCACGUGCUUCGGAGAACUAGAAGGCCAAGGCCUGGGCACUGAGCUAAAUUCCUACAUGCAGGUGGAGGGCAAUGGCUUCCCCGGGCUCUGGUGGGAACACAUGGUUUUGAAUUUGUGCUUUACUCUGAGUGUAACAGAGGUAGAGACUGAGGUCCAAGAGGGAGUGAGUAGCAUCAUCUUCCAGGACACCGGCUCUCCUGUUCUCCUCAGCAAAUAAUAGGAUCUUCUGGGGUGCUGAUGCCCCUACUUGGCGCUUAGCCCCCUAACACCAUGGCUCUGACCUUGUCGUAGCAAAGAAGUUCUUUAUUUAAAUAGAUUUUAUUUUUAUUUUUUGGACAGGGUCUCAUGUAGCCCAGGUUGGCCUCAAAUUAGCUCUGUGUUCCUUUCUUAUUUAAUAGCUAGUGAAGCACACUAUUGAGGAUGAUGUCCAUAUGAGUAGAGAGCCGACAGGUAACCUAGGGCUUUUAGGGACUGGGCCUGGGACUCUUUCCGUUCCUGUCGUACAGUCCUUCAAUGCUUGGAACUUUAGCGUCCACAAACAUAAGACAGAGAAAACUGAUCUGCUCAAAAACCAGGCCCAGACUGUGUGCUUAAGGUCACAAAGAUUCUGGGGAAAGAUAUUGUCUCUGUGGCUUGCUGGAGACACUUUUCCCGUCCCCCUUUAUUCUCAGGAUGAUGUUUUGUGUCAUUGUGACAAGAAAGCUCCAGGCUACUGGCCGGGCAGAGGAGGGGCACCCGAUAACCAGCUCAGAAUCGUCUCCCCUCCCCUUUCAAUUCCUUUUUUUUUUUUUUUUUAAUAGUUGAUGUUUGCAAUAUUAGGGCAGACCAUGUACUGAAUCUUCUUGUGUGUGUGUGUGUUUUUAAUAACAAACCCUUUGCAUUUUUAAGCCACUGACUUCUGUACUUUCUUGCAGCACAGAAACUUUUCUUUGUACUAAAAAAAUAUAUUUAUUAUAAUCACAGUUCUUCCUUGACUAGUGAAAUAGAAAUAUGGAAUAUGAAAUAAAGCAAUAUAUAUUGGGA
Molecule: messenger RNA, 4057 nt
Organism: Onychomys torridus (southern grasshopper mouse)
Lineage: Eukaryota; Metazoa; Chordata; Mammalia; Rodentia; Cricetidae
Gene: Kctd7
Product: potassium channel tetramerization domain containing 7
Exons: 4
Coding region: 975-1844 (289 amino acids)
Biological process (GO): protein homooligomerization
Molecular function (GO): protein binding
Source: RefSeq, a predicted model, not a curated record